This is a messenger RNA of Aedes albopictus (Asian tiger mosquito), 1098 nucleotides long. It is a transcript of the gene MED27, whose product is annotated as mediator of RNA polymerase II transcription subunit 27. The transcript is spliced from 4 exons. Gene Ontology annotation, molecular function: transcription coactivator activity. NCBI's taxonomy places the organism in Eukaryota, Metazoa, Arthropoda, Insecta, Diptera, Culicidae. Gene Ontology annotation, cellular component: mediator complex. The record is from RefSeq and is a predicted model, not a curated record. Bases 104 to 991 code for a protein of 295 amino acids. Gene Ontology annotation, biological process: regulation of transcription by RNA polymerase II.
UGACGUUUCUCAUUUGUUUAGGUGCGGUGCGAGGCGUCCAGCUGCGGUGUUUUCUGUGUUGCACGAAAAAUCUUCCUAAAUUUUGUAGAAUUUCCCCAUAAAAAUGAACCAGGAACCGGUCAAUACCGCCCUGUCGCAGCUGCGGAUGCUGCGCUCCAGCGUUGGGCAAGUUUUCGAAAUCCUCGGCAACGGCGUCCGCGCCGAACACGGCGAAGAAGGAAGGGAGCAAAAGUUCAUCCAGGAACUGCAGGAGCUUCUCGCAGUGGUCAACGGCAAUCUGCGUGAGUUCGAGACGGGAAUCAGCGAUCUGACACCGCCACAGGCCCCCUUCAAUUUGGCCAACACAGCGUACCUGUCGUUGGAAACGAACCUCGAACGGCAAGCGCUCUAUCCGCAUCUGGUGCAGAGCUACAAGUGGCACGACAAGCUGCACGAGUACAGUACCUUCGCGUCGGUGCUGCUGCAGCAGAAUUCCUUGAAACGAUCCUACUAUACCAACACCAAGCGAAGGCGUUCGCUUCCUUCGAGCCAUCUGGCCACGCCACAAACCGUCGACAACCUCAUUGGAAGCAUCCACUUCCCCAACAUGAAUCUGAAGAUCGUUCGGCCUUUCAUGACCAACGCAAUCCUACACAUUACAAUUGCGCGGGUCCUCCGAGCGGCCGUCAUCCUGAAGGGACUCUUAAUCGAGUGGGUCACCGUCAAGGGUUACGAUGAAUCCCUGCUGGAUGGGGUCGACGAACACUGGACGGUAUCCCGCCAUCAGGUGUUCCGCAAAGUGCAAGACCACGCCCACUCGGCUAUGUUGCACUUCUUUUCGCCCACGCUGCCGGAUUUGGCCAUUCGGAGUUUUAUUACAUGGUUCCGCAGUUAUUUGACGCUCUUUGCCGAUCCGUGCAAAAAAUGUGGAAAACAUCUGCAUAAUACACUGCCACCCACGUGGAGGGAUCUCCGGACGCUGGAGCCCUACCAUGAAGAGUGCAAACAAUGAUAGAAGCGUAAGUUUAUUCUUUCCUCAUUAUUUUUUCUAAGUUUACACAAUCCUUUAUCAAACAAAAUUUUUUUAUGCCAGAAUAACUAUAAACUAUACUCUAAGAA